Messenger RNA from Lolium rigidum, 490 nucleotides. RefSeq lists its product as uncharacterized. The transcript has a single exon. NCBI's taxonomy places the organism in Eukaryota, Viridiplantae, Streptophyta, Magnoliopsida, Poales, Poaceae. The record is from RefSeq and is a predicted model, not a curated record. The coding region runs from base 90 to 329 and encodes 79 amino acids.
CAACCAAGCUUUUCAAAUCAGAGAGAGCUGAGAAAGAAAGAAAGAAAAAAAAAGAAUUCAGUAAUUGCAAGUUAAGAUUAGCUGCAGCCAUGGGAUUCUGCUGCGGGCCUUCGGAUGUCCAGGUGCUCCCCAAGAACGCCUCCUCCUCGUCAUCCUCCUCCUCCUCCUCGUCACCUGCUAACAGCUCUGGGAAGAAGAAGCAACCAGAGCAGGGGAAGCGUCAAGCUGUGAAGCAGGGCGAGGUGAAGGAGAAGAAGAUGAGCAACCUCGACCGAGCUGCCCUGACCACGCCCCACUUCCCCUUCCAUUCUCGCCCCGGCCUCAUGUAAUGACCUGAGGAGUUCAGCCUCUGGUCGGUGUUAGGAAAUAGGAACUAGGAUGACUUCGGUUCUUCCGUUGAAUUUCUGAUAUCUGUUGGUGUUGUGUUCUAUUCAUUCAUGGGGUUUGGUUGUACUGGAUGAGCCAAUUGGUGGUGUUUCUUGUUAAUUUA